GGACUAUUUACAUUUUGCUUAUCAAAGUCAUUGAUUUUAGUUAUGGCAACAUAUGUCAAACCACUGUAAUACAUAUUUUGUUAACGAGACAUGCUUUAAACUAACUUUGCUAGUGGUACUCAUUCAAUUUAUUAUGUGAGAAUGACAACCAUUGCACUGUUUCUGUCAGUCAGCUGAGGUAGGUGGGGUCACAAAGAGCCAAGAUGGCUGACUUUGAGGGGCCGCUGUCAGAUGAAGAGAAGGUACGCAUAGCGGCCAACUUCGUGACUCAUGCCCCUCCAGGAGAGUUCAAUGAGGUCUUCAAUGAUGUGCGGCUUCUUCUCGACAAUGACAAUCUCCUUAGGGAGGGAGCAUCACACUCCUUUGCCCAGUACAACAUGGAUCAGUUUACUCCUGCCAAACUAGAGGGCUAUGAUGAGCCGGUCCUGAUCACAGAGCAUGGUGACUUGGGUCAGGGACGAUUCCUGGACCCCAGAAACCAUUUAUCGUUCCGCUUCGACCACCUAAGAAAAGAGGUGAGCGACGUGCAGCCAUAUGAAGGAGAAACUGCCCUGAGAAGCUGGAGAGAUGCCUGUGAUACCUCCCUUAGUGCCUAUGUCAAAGAGCACUACCCUACUGGAGUCUCCACGGUAUAUGGAAAAACAGUUGACGGCCAGCCAACGAUCAUAGCCUGCAUUGAGGGACAUCAGUUUCAACCCAAAAACUUCUGGAAUGGUCGCUGUAGGUCAGAGUGGAAGCUUACCAUUGGUCAAUCUACUGCACAGGUUGUGGGAGUGUUGAAAAUCCAGGUGCACUAUUAUGAAGAUGGGAAUGUGCAGUUGGUUAGCCAUAAGGAGAUAGAAGAAUCAAUACCAGUGACUAAUGAAAGCCAGACUGCCAAGGCAUUUGUUGACAUUAUUUGGAAUGCUGAAAAUGACUACCAGGUUGCAAUCAGUGAAAACUACCAGACCAUGUCUGACACCACCUUUAAGGCCCUGCGUCGACAGCUUCCUGUUACACGCACAAAGAUCGACUGGAAUAAGAUCCUAAGUUACAAAAUUGGCAAGGAGAUGCAGAAUGCCUAGUGGAAGGUCAGAGACUGACCGAGGAGACACACUCACCACUGGGUCCACAACCCACCAAUACAUGUGCAAGGACUAACCAAAGCAAAACUAUAUCAGUAUGGGGCAAGGAAUUAAUAUUUAAAAAAAUAAAAUAAAAAAAAGUAUAACUGAGGAGCUGCAGACUAUUAGGCACAGACAUCUGUCUGCUGUAAGGUUGUGGUUAUGGGGGUAAUCGUGGUUUGGAUAAAGUGGUUACUCCUGGAUGUGUGUUGUGCAAGAGUUGCGUUGGGUCAGUGUGCAGGGCUGUGCUCAGGACUGCUGCAUUUAUGAAGUACAUCUUACUUUGGCUCUAAGGAAUCACAGACCUCCCCGGAUUCAGGUGUCAGACAUGACAAUAUUUUUUUUUUUGUUUUUUUUUUCUUUACUCAAACUGAUGCACAACUAUGAUCAUGUCACAGUGAAGAUCGCAGCACACAGGGAAAUGAACCAAGGCAGCUGAUGAGAGAAAUUAAGCACACGUGUCAGACUUUGAUUUUGGACAGGAACAAAAAAAUGUGAAAGUUUUUGUUUCUUUGUUGUCACAUAUGUGUGGUGCAUCACUCAAAUCGGGACACUGAUAGGAAAAUAGCAGUACCAAAAUUAUAGUAUUGCUGAACUGACAACUUAGUUGUACGUUGCCAGUGAAAGUGACAGUAUUUCUACCUGUUGUUAACAUUCAGGAGUGGCAAGAUCCUCAGCAUAGCUCUGUCUCUGCACAGUAGACAUUUAUGUUUGUCCGUGUGUGUCAGGGCCGAGGGAAUGUUUACUUGUUUUCUGUUGUGUUCCACUUGCGUUAUGUGUCUCCAUUCAUGCAAGCAAUGAUGACUGAAAAAAGAUAAACAGCUUCCAUGCUGCUGCAACUGUAAUGCAUUCUCUGUUCUUACUUUGGCAACUCCACCUCCAUUGCUGUACAGCUUUUCCUUUUUGAAAGGAAAACAUACUCCUAUAAACCAAGAUUUAUUUGCCAAAAUCUCUUUCCUAUGGUAAAGAACUCCAUCCUCUCACCCAUGUAUGCAAAUCUCUAUUUUAAUACGCUGGUUUUUGUUUCAGUCUUAGAAUAUUGCACUCAUAACUGUAACAAACUGUUUGUGUGUUGUCAAUGCCAGUUGAGCGCAAAGCUGUUGCCACGUAAGGCAAGAUCAUAUACUGUAUCAUAUUGUAUGUGUUCCAUGAUGUCUGAGUAGGCUGACUCUGGAUCAGCUACUUGUUAGCUAUACUAUGUGCAGUGUUCAAACCUCACACUAUACUACAACUGUGUGCUGAUCAGUUAUAAAGUUCAAGACUGUACUGCCCCAUUCUGUUGUGCAAAUAAAUGGAUCGAACAUCUCGA
Messenger RNA from Scatophagus argus, 2412 nucleotides. RefSeq names its product capping actin protein of muscle Z-line subunit alpha 1b (gene capza1b). Gene Ontology annotation, molecular function: actin filament binding. The record is from RefSeq and is a predicted model, not a curated record. Gene Ontology annotation, cellular component: F-actin capping protein complex; actin cortical patch. The transcript has 10 exons. Bases 204 to 1064 code for a protein of 286 amino acids. NCBI's taxonomy places the organism in Eukaryota, Metazoa, Chordata, Actinopteri, Scatophagidae. Gene Ontology annotation, biological process: barbed-end actin filament capping; actin cytoskeleton organization.